Messenger RNA from Micromonas commoda, 876 nucleotides. RefSeq lists its product with no specific name. The record is from RefSeq and is a predicted model, not a curated record. The transcript has 2 exons. Lineage: Eukaryota; Viridiplantae; Chlorophyta; Mamiellophyceae; Mamiellales; Mamiellaceae. Gene Ontology annotation, molecular function: RNA binding; histone H2AQ104 methyltransferase activity; rRNA methyltransferase activity. Bases 1 to 876 code for a protein of 291 amino acids. Gene Ontology annotation, biological process: box C/D sno(s)RNA 3'-end processing; rRNA methylation. Gene Ontology annotation, cellular component: small-subunit processome; nucleolus; box C/D methylation guide snoRNP complex.
AUGGGUCGUGGUGGCGGCGGCCGCGGAGGCGGUUUCGCCGGCGGUCGCGGCGGCGGUCGCGGCGGCGGUCGCGGCGGUGGUCGCGGCGGUGGCAGGGGAGGUGGACGCGGCGGCGGACGCGGCGGACGCGGCGGUCGCGGCGGCAUGAAGGGCGGCGCCAAGGUUGUCGUGGAGAAGCACCGCCACGAGGGCAUCUUCGUGGCGCGCGGCAAGGAGGACGCCCUCGUGACCAAGAACAUGGUCGUCGGCGAGUCGGUGUACGGCGAGAAGCGCAUCUCGGUCGAUGGCGAAGACGGAACCAAGACCGAGUACAGGGUGUGGAACCCUUUCCGCUCCAAGGUUGCAGCCGGCAUCCUGGGCGGCCUCGACAACAUCUACAUCAAGCCCGGCACCAAGCUCCUCUACCUCGGCGCCGCCGCGGGUACCACCGUGUCCCAUUGCUCCGACGUCGUCGGACCUGAGGGCCUCGUGUACGCCGUGGAGUUCUCCCACCGCCCCGGCCGCGAUCUCGUCAACAUGGCGAAGAAGCGCACCAACAUCAUCCCAAUCAUCGAGGAUGCCCGCCACCCCAUCAGGUACCGCAUGCUCGUCGGCAUGGUGGACACCAUCUUCGCCGACGUGGCCCAGCCCGAUCAGGCGCGUAUCGUCGCUCUCAACGCCCAGCACUUCCUUAAGCCCGGCGGCAACUUCAUCAUCUCCAUCAAGGCGUCUUGCAUCGACUCCACCGUCCCCGCCGAGGCUGUGUUCGCCAGGGAGGUCAAGAAGCUGCAGCAGGAGCAGUUCAAGCCCGCGGAGCAGCUCACCCUGGAGCCCUACGAGCGAGACCACGCCAUCGUCUGCGGCUCCUACCGCGUCGGCAAGAAGAAGGACAAGUAG